This is a messenger RNA of Hibiscus syriacus, 933 nucleotides long. RefSeq lists its product as uncharacterized. Lineage: Eukaryota; Viridiplantae; Streptophyta; Magnoliopsida; Malvales; Malvaceae. The record is from RefSeq and is a predicted model, not a curated record. The transcript has a single exon. The coding region runs from base 1 to 933 and encodes 310 amino acids.
AUGGCGUUUCAUUUCCCAGUGAGAGCUGAGUCAAUAACAUCAGAUCAUUAUGCAGAGACAAUAAUCGAAGAAACCCACCCUCAAGUGAAGAAUAAAAGUGCUCAGGCCACCGUCACCUUGAUGUACCAAGCAAAUAUAGCAGGCUAUAUGCGAAGCGUUACGAUUUUAUGGUGCAAGAACGUCAUAAACCAUUCUCUCACCAUAAUCAUAAACACUGCCGAUGGAGCUUCCCAAUACAGUUGCAAGAUUGAUCUUAAGCUUUGGCAUUUCUGGUGCAAAAAAGGGUAUAAAUCCAUUAAGGUUGAAGGCCACCAAGUCGACGUCUACUGGGACCUCCGUUCUGUUAAUCUCAACGGAAGCCCUGAACCGACAUCGGAUUAUUACGUUGCACUAGUUGCAGAUCAAGAAGUGGUGUUACUGUUGGGGGAUUACAAGAAAAAAGCAUUCAAGAGAACAAGAUGCAGACCUGCAUUGGUGGAACCACUGCUGUAUUACAAGAAGGAAAACGUGUUCGCCAAGAAAAGCUUCGCGACACGAGCUCGGUUCGGCGAGAAGCAAAAGGAGCACGACAUCGUCGUGGAGAGCUCGACGAGUGGCUCGAAAGACCCCAAUAUGUGGAUAAGUAUGGACGGGUUUGUAUUGAUACACGUUAGGAAUUUGCAGUGGAAGUUCAGGGGAAACCAGACGGUUUUGGUGGAUAAACAACCGGUACAAGUGAUGUGGGAUGUGCAUGAUUGGUUUUUUAGCAGCUCCGGAACGGGGAACGGGUUGUUUAUAUUCACGCCCGUUGCGGCUGAAGCCGACAGUGACAUUGAGGGAAGUGGCCACGGAGGGGACAGUGAUACCAGGACCGGGAGUAGGUAUUAUUCCACUGGAAGCCCCAUUAAUACGUGCGAGUUCAGCCUGUGUCUUUAUGCAUGGAAGAUUGAUUGA